AUGGCUUCCACCGUCCACGUUGAAAACAUCAGCACCAAGACGAGCGAGGAGGAGAUCAAGUCGUUCUUCAGCUUCUGCGGCAAGAUCUCGAACAUUUCCGUUACGCCGACUGACAAUGACUCACAAUCUGCCUCCGUCACGUUUGAGAAGCAGGCAGCCGCAAAGACUGCUCUAUUGCUCGACAACACCCAGCUCGGACCCAACUCUGUCCACGUCAGCUCCGCCAAAUCGAUAGAUGAGGUUGCUGGAGAGAAAGCUGCAUCGGCCGAAGAAGCCAAGGACGGCGAACACCAUAUCGAACAAGAGGAGAAGCCCCGCGCCCGCAUUGUCGCUGAGUACCUAGCCCAUGGAUACGCCAUCUCCGACAAGGCCAUCGAGCGAGCGCUAGCCAUCGAUCAGCAGCAUGGUUUCAGCACCAAGUUCACUUCUGCCCUCCAAAACUUCGACCAGCGAUUCCAGGCUACCCAGAAAGCUCAAGCUGUUGAUAGCAAGCUUGGCGUGACGAACAAGGUUGCUGCUGGUUGGCGGGGUGUGUGGAGCUACUAUGACCAGGCUGCCGGCACACCUACUGGUCAGAAGCUGAGACAAUUCUACGAGACGGGCAACAAGACUGUGUUGGAUGUGCAUAACGAAGCUCGUCACUUGGCAGACUUGAAGAAGAGUGACACUGGGAAGCCUACGGCCGAACAGGCCAACGUGCACACCCUCCCUGGAUCCGACAAGACCCAGUGCAAUUGUGCAUCAGAGGCUGGCAAAUGCCCAUGUGAACCCGGAAAGUGUGCGUGUUCGGGUUGCGCAAAGGCAGGAGACAGUGCACCUUCCGCUGCUGUCUAGGUCGUUGGGGCCGUGUUUCAAUUAGCAUGAAGGAGAGCCCAGGAAAGUGCGGUAUACUACUCUUCUGAACAACGUGUUAUGGUUUAUGAAUAUGAAUUUUGGCUUGGACUGCAUGUCACGGAAUGAACAAGGGAUUCGGUUUUUGAAUUCUAGCCUACCAAUUGUUUGAUAGCACUGUACACCUGUAAUCGGUAACAAAACGUACAUCGCUGGGUGUGGCACACCUCACGCUAGUACAUUAACUACAUUUUCUCCUUGAACAUUUGAAUCCAGUGAUGAACAGUGUGUUAACAUACCUUUACAGUUUGAAGGAAAUUAUAUGGUGAUCAAGGUUGUAACAGAGCGUUUACUGCCAAAUGCCUACCUGGAUACUUUUACCGCUCGUGUUGUUGCGGAGUGACCGAGUGCGCUGUCACAUUAAAGAAUCCUCCGAUUCCCAUAACACUACACACAUAGGCAGUUGUCAUGUACUCCCGCGCAGCAUGCGUCUUUGCCAGAAUCCUCAGGCAAUUUACUGUCCUUCUUAUACUGUAUGUACUGUGCCAGAUCUCAUCGACCGCCAUGAUCUCAUAAUCUCA
Periconia digitata is the source of this 1412-nucleotide messenger RNA. The record is from the annotation of a GenBank genome assembly. NCBI's taxonomy places the organism in Eukaryota, Fungi, Ascomycota, Dothideomycetes, Pleosporales, Periconiaceae.